Messenger RNA from Osmia lignaria (orchard mason bee), 6792 nucleotides. RefSeq lists its product as uncharacterized. Gene Ontology annotation, cellular component: PRC1 complex. Gene Ontology annotation, molecular function: promoter-specific chromatin binding. The record is from RefSeq and is a predicted model, not a curated record. Gene Ontology annotation, biological process: negative regulation of transcription by RNA polymerase II. Lineage: Eukaryota; Metazoa; Arthropoda; Insecta; Hymenoptera; Megachilidae.
GAAGGAUCGACGAUUGUUAUUCUAAUACCUCGUGUUAUACACAUCCGUUUUCACAUCCCGAGAACGGAAUGACGAGCGACGUUAGGAAUUGAACGUAAUUCUUAACCACUCCUCCGUUUCAUCGACGCGUAUACGUAUGUAGGUAACGCGAGUACACGCGGUCUCUAUUUAGGAAGCGAUGAAAAAGACGAUCAAGAAGCACGGAUAGCAGUGAAUUUCUUGGCAACGAUAACGAUAGCAUCGUGACGACUUAUCGUGUCGGCUCCGCUACGAAAUACCGCGAUAUUCGAUCAAUACGAGAGAACAGCUAGGUAGAGAGUAUUCGUAUUCGACGAGUACGUGGUGUACACUGUACACGCGUUUCAUUCCCGUCUACACAAGCAACGAGGGCUGCUGUUGCGCCGAUGUGUUUGGCGGUUUAACCGAACCAGCAGCCGAGCAGCAAUGGAAAAACGGAAAGGACAAUUCCUGAGCGGGGAGAGAACGAGGAUAAAACGCACCCGUAUACCUAGCCGGGUGGCUGGAACCCGGUGGAGGGGCAGAGAACGAGGCAACGGGAUUCUAGCUACCUGAGAAACCUUCGGGAAAGUGGGCUAAACGCAUCGUGACACGGACUUAACCGUCUCCUAUGUCGUGCGAUUCGUCUGCGAAACUUGCGAAUUACGAACGAGACGAUCGCUCGUUAAAGAAAAGGAAACGAUCGCCAAAUAUGUAACACGUUAUUUAACGCGUCAAGUGUGGGAUUCUCCUUUUUCAAACUUUUCUAUAUCGCGACGCGGAUCGAAUACGUUUACGUACCGUAACGACUGUGCGAGCCACGUCUCGGUUUGUCUCGUGUAAUUAUGACAUCGUGCCGUAACAUCGCGGAAGAUCGAAAGAAUUUAAUUAGAUUGCGAUGAGUUUACAUUGUAUACAAUAGAUUGUAUAAAAGUUCACUGAUGAGUUGUUACGGGACAAGUAGAGAUCCCGUACGUUAGAAGUUGAUCCGCGCCUACUUUGAUAAACACGAUGAAAAGGAGCAAAGAUAUGGUCCUUAUUUGUAACGAAGGUUCGACACCGUCACGGGCAGUAGUUCGGUACAACAAUAAGAAAAAUGUCGGGAAUGGGUAAAAGGACUUACCUCCGCGAGGUAAAUCCCUAUCUUAUUUGUCCGUUGUGCAGAGGCUACCUCAUAGACGCGACCACCGUUGUCGAGUGUUUGCACUCGUUUUGCAGAAGUUGUAUUUUAAAGCAUCUCAACACGGAAGCCCACUGCCCUUCUUGCAAACAUGUUCUCAACAAAGCGAAGCCAAACAUCAAGGCUGACAAAGCGUUACAAGAUAUCGUGUACAAAUUGGUCCCCGGAUUAUACCACAAGGAGAUGCGGAAAAGAAGAGAGUUUUAUAAAAAGCAUCCGGAGCACGCGGACUUAGCGACUCCCGAACAGCGAGGAGAAGACGUAAGCGGAAGGUUAAUCUUUGCUCCAGAAGAUGCUGUUAGUUUAAGUUUAGAGUAUCUACCACCCGGAGCCGAUCCUCUGACCAUUCUACUCAGCACCAGCGACGAUACUAACAACUCCAACAACCAAAACAGCAAUAGCAAUAAUAACAAUAAUAAUAAUAAUAAUAAUAAUAAUAAUAACAGUAAUCAUGGGACGAAUACGAGUAGCAGGCGGUAUCUUCAAUGUCCGGCACUAGUGACUAUCGCGCAUCUGAAGAAAUUCUUAGCCUUGAAAUACAGUGUCGAUAUGACAAGAUAUGCCAUCGAGAUUUGUCAUCGACGUGCUCCACUGCCCGAACACUGGACUCUUAUGGACGUCGCGUAUAUUUACGCAUGGAAAAGGAAUGCACCAAUGCGAUUCUUUUAUCGAGUAGCGUUGGAGGAGCAGAGAUUAGAGGCACCUCCACACGACAGACCUUCCACGCCUGGUUUGGGCGCGAGUUUACCUCCCGUUGACGCUACCCUCGUAACAAGGGACAAUGCUAACAUGGAAACUAUGGAUAAUAACGUCGAGGCUAGACUAGGAAACAAUCGAGACGAUAUUUCCAGUGAAAAAGUUCGGUCACCGAGCGAACAGCCACGCGUGAAAGUCGCCAAGGAGGCUGAACCGAAGAAGGAACAACCGUUGAGUAACGCAGUGACCUCGACGACCGUCACAUCGACCACGGUUUCGAUAGCAGCCUCGAAGACAUUGUCUACGACCACGACGACCAACACAGUCGCGUCAACCGUAUCGAACGAGACGAACAAACAGGUGAAAACACCGAUCAAGAUACUGAAGAACCCGGAUGGUCGGUACGAGGUCCUGAGAAGUCCGCCCGGUAGCUGGAACUCGAAGGAACAGAACGCUACAAGCAACUCCAGUCCAGAGUUUAGUGUCGUUAGCAUAGGAAAUGGGCAAAACUCGAACGGAGUGAAAAUAACGUUGAAACAGUGUACACCAAAUAAUACCAGUCCGAACAAGCCGAAAGUUAUCAGCAACGUGUUGCUACAUUGUGGUCAGGUGGAGAAGGAUCCGUCUGGUUCGUUGGUCAUUCAACAGUUACAGAGAGACAAGGAUAAACAACAGGCAGAGAAACAAGAGAAGCAAAGACGCAGAGUUACUUUUGUGGAAAGAUCAACUCCCGAGAAAACCACGACCAACAACGUGUUGAAGACCAUACAGAAAAAGCCGGCAGAGCAACAGGAGAAGAAAAGAUUCCUUCAGAGUUUCCAGUUGACUGCCAGAGAACCGGGAUCGGAUACAACACUGGAGUCUAGCUUCGAGUCGAAUAAAGUGAACGUUGUUAACGAAAUUAACGAGGCUUACAAUAAAGGGAACGUUACUCCGAAAAAGGAGCAGGAUAAAGUUGCAACCGAGUCAUCGGGUAGCACGGACAAUGCGAAGAGCAAAAACAAUAGCGAAAACAACAGUGUAAAUUCGACGAGUGUGAGCAAACGUGUAGCAACGAUAAGCGGUCUCGGCAAUACGCGAGUGAACGCGAAUAAACAGUGCAGUGACGUGGAUACGUGUGUAUUGAGUUAUACGAAAAGCAUCAACGCGAAUAACAGCUCUACAAAAGUGGACGUGUACACGUUCUCCAACGACCCUCCCAUAGUUCCAGCAGGAGCGGUAAAGAGGAAAUGCCCGCCUGGAUUGCCUAUCUGCGACGUUAAACGAAAGAGACAGCAUCAGGUUCAAACUCAAAGCGCGAAGAAACAGACUACUACUGCUCCUCCAUCACCUUCUGUACAGACUACUCCAAAAUCGCAUCGGAAACUUGCCAACGAACAGCACGUUAUACCUGCGAAAAGAGCGGCGAACAUGAUUGGAGAAGCUGGUCCUAGUCGAACACCCGUGUCUCAAAGUUCGAAAUCUUCCUCUAGCCCUGUACUCUCGAAUGACACGAGAAACAUACUGGACGGCUGCGGGCUCAACAUUCCCGCCAGUCUGAGUAUCACUCUCACAGCACCCAAGUCUCCAGGUAACAGCGGAGGUAGUUUCCCUGAAGCGAACGACUCGAAAGAUAACCGCAAGAACACACUGGGGAAAGUCAGUCCUAGCAUUACUUUGAACGACAGGUCCGUGGAUCCACGUGUACUGAAAGCGUUGAAAGCUGGACAAAUCAGAAUGCCUGCCCCGCCAAAACCGAGACAGACUAAAUCGGAACGCGAAGGAGGUCAGCAACGACAAGCAACUCCUUCGAAACGAAAAAGAGAGCAAGAUUCGAGGGAUAUAUUGGAUCUUAGCGGAGGAAAGAAAGUGGAUAUGCAUCCGUUGAGAAUACCUCAACCAGUAACGAAACUGAAGGCAAAAUCAACGAUCAGAGACAGCAUGCCAAGUAUUUCGGAUCAAGGGCAAGUUGUGACGUUAAUGGGUGGUCACAGGUACUAUCGAGCACCGCCUGGUUCUUUAACUCCAGCGGCGCAUCGAGUGAGCGAUUGUCCUCUACCUACGCCAUCCCGUACACCGGUCUACGCACCUGGACUUUCUAGUCCUCUAAGUAGCAGCAGAUCGAACACCAAUCUCUCCUCUGUUUUCCCCAGUCUGCAGAGUCUUUACGCUCUGAGCCAAGCACCGAAUCUCCAACAGUUUCAAAUGGACGCGAGACUGAGACUACCUCGACCAGCAGAUUCUUCCAACACCGAUAAUCGAAGCGUAAAUAGCAACGUAACCAGCAAAAGUCAUCUAGCUGCUCAAUGUGCGCCAGUUAAACCUGCCAGAUCAUCUAUAGCACCUCUUGCUGUUCCUAUUACCAAACAGCAACAGCAACAGCAACAGCAACAGCAACAACAACAACCACAGACAAACGAGAAAUCCUCGUCUACCAGUUGUCUAACCAGGCCAGUCACCAGCGAUGCGAAUAAAACAGCCACGUUUCACAACAACGAACCCCUCGAUUCCACCGAGUCCGCGCAACAAUUAUUGUCCGUCCAAACCAAGUACUCACCGGUUACGGAAAGCGACAAUCGAUUUUCGCCUCAAAGUUCCAACAACAGCACCGCGAUCCUCGAGAACAAAACGUCUACCGAUGAAAGCCACGAUUCCAACUCGGAGACGAGUAACGAUGCUAGAAAGGAACCGGAUAAUUCGUCGCGACAGACACCUAAUCGCGAAGCAGCCAGCCCUAGGGUAUCCUCCACGGCCUCUCCAUCUCCACCGCCUGCAGACAACAACGCGAACACGACCAACAGCGAAAACUCUAAUAAUCGUAAGGACAAUACGAGCACAGCCUCGAACGGCAUCGACAACGAUCUACCCGCACCCAGUCCAACGAAAAAUAUGGCUGCUGAGGUAUCGAGCAGCAAAUCACCAGCUAGCCCGGAUUCUAGCUCGGUAACCAUCGAAAGUCCUUCCAGCAAGAGCUGUGCCACGGUGGAACAAGCAUUUCCUUCUCCAUCUGCCGCGUCAGAAGCGGCAAAGACUUUGGAACACUCGACGAAAGCCGACAACAACGUCGUCGUCGUCGUCGAAGACUCGACGAAUGAGAACGAGAACGAGAACGAGAACGAGAACGAGAAUGAGAAUGAGAACGAGAACGAAAACGAGAACGAGAACGAGAACGAGAACGAGAAGAAGGCUUCCUUCAAGCAUAUAGACGCGAAACAAUUGACCUCGGAAAUGUUUCAAAAACGAUUGUUGGCUGCGUUCCCUUCCAACGAGUGGGCUAACAAUCCGGUAGCCGCCGAACAUCUUGGGAAUUUUUUAAAAAGUUUAAACGCGUCUAUCAAAUCGGACACUAACAAGUUGGAUAGCUUGAAAUCGGAGAAGAUCGAAAGUGGCCAACUAGCGUGCAACGAACCGACUCGUUUGAAUAACGAAGCUUCGUCAAAGCCGCGGACGGACGUCGUCGAAUAAUUUACCAUCGUAAAUUAUAAAUAAGAUAGCUACAUCACUGCCAGAUACUAACUGUAACGUUAUCGAAUGACUUUUAGCGUGAAUGUAUGACCGAUUUGUGUAACUAUCUGAAAAGAUUUUCUAAUAGAAGGCGGCCGUACGCGCGUCGUACGAUACAGGGAAAAUAAAACACAGCACGGACACGCUGGUGACAUUAUUUUUUCAAAUUUUUUAAGAACACGCAUAUUUCAUGAACUUUCAUCCGUACGUUGUUGCUUACUCGAUAAUUAGCAACGAUUCUACGAGUAGUCGCUCGAUUUUUACAAGGGAUCAUGAAAUUUUUCUUUCCGUACGAACGAACGAUACAAAGAGUGUUACGGGAACCAUUGGGUUCAUGAUUUCCAUUUGCGUGAAAGAAAUAGAUAAUCGUUCCUACCUCGGUCCACGUUAGAAAUACGAAAAAGUACCUCGCAUCGUGUUCGAAUCUGAUACCGUGAUUUAUUUGGACAAAUUAUUUAUACUUAAAUAGUAUAAUGAAGCACAACGAAAAUUUAUUUUAGACGAUACGAAUUUGCUUUCCUAUUCGCUCUACAGGUAACAGAGUAUGAUACGUGUACGUAACGAAAAACAUAGGGACCGAAAAGUUGAGAGAGAAAGAAAAUUAGAAAUACAAUUAAUCGUAUUAUGUAUGAGCGAUAUAUAUAUAUACAUACAUGGUAUAAUGUUAGGUAUUUUUAUUUACUUUGCGUUACGUUUCACUAUUAGUUACUACUAUGUAUACGUUGUAUGAUAAUUGUUACGUUAUGCGACUGUAUUAUAUACAACUGUAUUAUUUCUUUAUCUGUAUAUAUUUAUAAUUAUACUAGUGCGUCGUUUUUUUGCGGGAUGUACGCAAAAUCCUAUUACUUUUUAAGCUCAAAAUCAUUCAAUUCGAAUCGAUCAAAGUUCGUGUAAAAUUAAUUGAAACCAAAAUUUUUCGAAUAUAGCUGUAUGAAUGUUAAUUUUCAACAACAACAACCUGACAUGUAAUAACGAAAGAAAAUAUCAUUAUAUACUUAAACAUGAAAUUGUUAUAAUUCUUUAUAUUUAUUCCAUAUCGAAAAUAUUUCGCGCACAUUCGAACGUUUGAAAUGAGGCAGCCAUUUAUUUCUGUAAUGGCGGCGUAUUGCAAGGACACGCCGUUUCGAAUUGAAUUUUUGCAUGAUUCGUAAUAAGUGUAAAGAUAACACUUACCAAUUUGCUGUGGAUUUGAGUUCGUCAGCAGUAGCAGGAAGAUUAAUGUCUCUGUAACAGAAAAUAAUAGAGUAAUAUUAGAAAAAAAUGAUUUUUUGUAAGUUUCGAAGCAUCAACGCUUGAACGUGCGUCACGAUUUUGGAUUAUGGAUGAAAAAAGUUUGUUUCCGGGACAUAAGAUGUAAAAAAUACAAUACCUUGAAUGUUAAGCAACGUAUCUUCCUAUCUUGAAUUAUAUGUCACCACUUUGCACUACUUUUAAAA